This is a messenger RNA of Trichosurus vulpecula (common brushtail), 2514 nucleotides long. Its product is annotated as zinc finger protein 785-like. Gene Ontology annotation, cellular component: nucleus. The record is from RefSeq and is a predicted model, not a curated record. Gene Ontology annotation, molecular function: RNA polymerase II cis-regulatory region sequence-specific DNA binding; DNA-binding transcription repressor activity, RNA polymerase II-specific. The transcript is spliced from 2 exons. Bases 191 to 1336 code for a protein of 381 amino acids. Gene Ontology annotation, biological process: central nervous system development; negative regulation of transcription by RNA polymerase II. Lineage: Eukaryota; Metazoa; Chordata; Mammalia; Diprotodontia; Phalangeridae.
GGACAGUGCCCAUGUGACCAACCCCGAACAGUUUCUUCGGACUCUAGGACCGGGGUCUCCGGAAGGUCGCUUCCGGUCCCUUUGGGCUGCUGAGGCGGGGCGUCCGUGAAGGGAAGGGCGCGCGCGAGCUCUCCGGGGCGGACCAUGAGCGGGGCUGGACCGGGGGCGAGGGGCCCCGUGAGCUUCGCCGAUGUGGCCGUGUACUUCUCCCCGGAGGAGUGGGGACGGCUGCGCCCCGCGCAGAGGGCUCUGUACAGGGACGUCAUGCGGGAGACCUACGGCCACCUGGGCGCGCUGGGUGAGGGGCGCGGCCGCGCGGGGCGGGGGAGGGGCGCACCCCCACGGGGCGUGUCUUGGGUGCUGCCAACUUUGUGUCUACCUUGCAGGUUUCCCAGGCCCCAAACCUGCCCUCAUCUGCUGGAUGGAUGAAGAGACGGAGCUCUGGGGUCCGGAUGCGCGGGACCCCGAGGAGGCGGAGGAGAGAGGAACGGAAAACUUGGGAGGACUCAGGAACAGGGCUGAGAAGUGGAAGAGAGAAGGGCCUGGAGUCCAAAAAGCUGAUGAAGCACAUAGGAAGAACAGUCUGUCAGUUGAGGCUCUGCCAGGCUCACACCAAGAACAAGGAGACUCUCCUUGUGCUGACUGUGGCAAGACUUUGCAUAAACACUCUAUCACUGCACUCCACCAAUGUAAUCCCAACCAGAAGCGGUCAUAUGUGUGUCCUGAUUGUGGACGCCAUUUUGCUUACCCCUAUUUACUGGUCAGCCACCAACGAAUGCAUUCUGGGGAGCGUCCCUAUCCUUGUGAUCAGUGUGAGGCACGAUUUUUCCAAAAGAAGUACCUUGUCCAACACCAACUAAUCCACACAGGUGAGAAGCCCUAUACGUGCCCUGAAUGUGGACGCUGUUUCAGGCAGAGAAGGUCCCUAGUCAUCCAUCAGCGUCGCACACACACAGGUGAGAAGCCCUAUUCCUGUCCUGACUGCAAGCGCCAGUUUGUCUAUCCGUAUCAACUGGCUACUCACCGUCGUACUCACACGGGGGAGAAACCAUACUCCUGUGCUGAGUGUGGUUGCCGCUUCACAUAUUCCUCCUUACUGAUAAGCCAUAGGCGUAUUCACUCUGAUGAAAGGCCCUUUCCCUGCCCUGAGUGUGGGAAGCGGUUCAAACGGAAGUAUGCCCUUGAAGCACAUCAGUGGAUCCAUCGUUCUGGUGCUGAGAUUUGGAGAAGCAUGCCAUCAGCAAGACAGUCUGCAGCAGAAUCCUCUGACCAGGGUGCCCGAGAUCCCCCUGUGCACUGCCGUUAUUACCCAGAUAUAUUCCAGGAAUGUGGGUGAAGAAAUCUGGGAGAGACGUGAAGAAGCUCACACCUGCAGGCUUGUAUGAGGUCAGGCCAUCUAUGUGUUGGGAGGGAGUUAUAGGAACUGAGGGUUUAAAGAGACAGGAGAUCUGGUAGAACUGCUGUGGGGAGUGUUUUGGAAACAGAAGGAGAUGGGGAAAAGGACUGAUGAUCUCCAUGAGGAGUUUAAGUUGGACAGCUGCUCAUAACAGAUCUAGUUCUGCUGGAUUAAGAUUGAGACUUCAGCCUUUUUGGCUUUUGGCACUGCUUACAGUGCCAAAUUGCUUUGAAAUCAAGAAGGGAGUCAAGUGUAGGUUCUACCCCCAGGGCUCUCAAAGGCUAGAAGGCAACCGUCCCUCCCCUACAGUUUUGCCAAAACUGUACACAGGUUUGGUUUUCUUUUAUAAGGUAUUGCCUUAUGAAAGACUUGUUAGGUGAUGUCCCACUCAGAGAUGGGAAUGCCCCGUGGCCAGUUAAUCUGUUUAGAUGAUCCAUGCACUCAACCCACAAAGUAGAAUGACUCUAGGCAGCUGGCUAGUCACCUUGAAGUUUGAACAUAAAAAAUCUCUGGUCCCUACCUUUUCCUUGAGAUGGGAGUGUCCUGCUGGUAUCCAUGUCCCAUUCUAGAAAAGAUGCUCCAUAUAUAACAUACCAAAUUUAUGAAACUAAGAAGGAGAAUGUCCAUUGUUUUAUGGCAGAGACCUAAGACAGUCUCUUCUUUUUAUUCUAAUUUCUGUCCCUCUGUUGUUUUUUUUUUCAACUCAAAACCUGAGUAUUAAGGCUGGAGAGUGGGGUGCCCCAUGUGUGGGGUAGCUAUAUAAUACCUUCGUCCUCGAUAUAGUACAUUUUCUUCCACUGGGAUAAAUAGAAUCUUAACUGAUUUAGACCUACCAUGGAAACAGACUUCUUUAUUAAUAGCUCUCUUUACAGUUAUCUCCAGUUACAAGCAACUCACAGAGCUCUUCUAAUCUGUAAUACAAUUGUUCCAUCACCAUAUUGACCUCCUUUCUCAUGGCAGGGAUGUACAAUUGUCUUUUUCUCUUUUUGCUCAACUUGCUGACCUUUUAUAUGUAUGUUUCUCUGUUCUUGCUCAGUUUCAUAAAAAUCUUUCUGGACUGUCCCUUACAAGUGCCUUAUUCGUAAUUGUCUUGACUAUUAAAUUAUUUUGUCUAUAUG